AUGUUCGAGGUUUUAGUGCGGAGAAUGCAGCGAGGCAUCGGCAGUCAAUUUUCACAGGUUUGCACCCAAAGGUUCUUGAAUGCAAACCCCUCUGAUGCCCAUUUACAAGAUACCGAGCGCCAUGCCAUGAGUGAAAAAGUCGCUCGCUCCGUACCGAAUGAAAAUAUCAAUAAAGCACUAUCUGAGUUGGAAAGAUUCGGCCUUCACGGAGAUACCCACUCGCCGUCUUCACUUUUCCGAGGACCAUUCGGGGCACUCAGAUUGCCACAAACAGAACUGAACGAGUCAAGUCCUUUUGAAGUCGACAAUAUACCUUUGCCUUCCCAGGAAUGGGACAAGAACCUCACGGAGAUACUAAGAGGGGAUGGACUCGACUUUGACGAUCUUUUGGUGCAGGAACCGAGUCCAAAUGACAAUUGGAUGGCGCAAGAACCCGAUCUAUUGCAGCUAGAAAACACAGAUAUCUGUCUGUUCGAGUCACAACUCCAACCACAAAUCGACGUCUACGGGGAAAAUAUCGAAGGCUGGACUCUCCUAUCACAUUACAAAGACCGAAUCGUCCCACUGAUAUCUCCCCUGCGACGUGGCCAGGAGACACCAUGGAUGGGCUUAGUGAUCCCAUGCGCAGUCACAACGAUGGGAGAACUAACAAUUAAAGGGCCAAUAAAGCAUGUGAGACUCGCCUUGCUGAAUGCAGUGUUGAGCACAAGUGCCUUUCAUCUCGGUAACAACACUGCUUGUCAGGGCAAUUGGAAGGCCUCUGGCGAGAUGUACCUGAGACGUGCUCAAUGUCACUUCCAAAAAUGCAUGGAGGAAACAUGCCUGUCGACUACUAAGAUGAGCAAGUACAAGGAGAUUUUGAUGGCCAUUCUGAGUCUUUCGAACGCAUUUAUGUUCAAAGGAGACUCAGACAAGCGACGUGCCUAUCUCAUUCAAACCGAAAAAUUUAUUCGUAUCAGAGGAUUGAGCCGGCCAAAGCUAUCUUCAAAGAAACGAGCAUUACACCACUGCUAUGCGUUCAUGAGAAUCAUGGCCGAAACAACCUGCGUCGCCGACAGCUUGGACAACCAACCACUUGAAACUAGCGGAGGAACAAUUGACGAUACAAUAUAUGAAGGAGACUUCCGAAUAUCUCCCAACCUAGCGUUUUCCGCAGACGCAAUGACCGAGGAAAAGGAUCCGGAGAUGGGACAACGGGAUCUCCACCUUGCAAUCCCAGGCCACUGGAGCUCCACGCUGUUUCCAACUGUGUACGGAGUCGACGAGCUAUUCCUCAUGCUUCUAUCCCAAGUAAUUCGGCUUGCCAACGAGCGCGACCUGUCAACAGCGUGCAAUGGGAAACAAGAAGAGCGACUAAGCUUGAAGGAGUUUUGGAUACGAGCAAAAGCUAUUGAGAAAGCUAUCAACAUGUUGAUAUCUUCACCAACCAGAGACACCCAGUCCCACGACAACCACUUCCCGCAGAAUGACAAGUCUACAACAGCCCAAGCAAUGUCCAUGUCUCUCCUCAUCUUCUUCUAUCGCCGAAUAUAUGAAGUCGACCCUGCAAUGCUUCAAUGCAAAGUAGCUUCCAUGCGCACCUACUUGAUAAAGAUCCAACAAGAUGAAAUCCACUCGACGGAUGGUAGCAGCGCUGCACUCAUAUGGCCUGCAUUUAUUGCUGCAUGUGAAGCAGUGGAGCCAGACUUGCAGCUUUUCUUUUCUUCCUGGUUUGACUACUGCUUUGCGGCUACUGCAUUAGUGUAUGCAUCAACGGCAAAGCAAAUAUUCGAGACAAUAUGGACUAAAAGGUCUAAGGCGGGCCUUCAUGGGGAGAUUUGUAGUUGGCCGGAUAUUUUAAGGGAAGGGAAUAUUAAGUUUACAUGUGUAUAA
Penicillium canescens is the source of this 1872-nucleotide messenger RNA. Its product is annotated as fungal specific transcription factor domain-containing protein. Bases 1 to 1872 code for a protein of 623 amino acids. The transcript has 2 exons. Gene Ontology annotation, biological process: positive regulation of transcription by RNA polymerase II. Gene Ontology annotation, cellular component: nucleus. Lineage: Eukaryota; Fungi; Ascomycota; Eurotiomycetes; Eurotiales; Aspergillaceae. Gene Ontology annotation, molecular function: transcription cis-regulatory region binding; DNA-binding transcription factor activity. The record is from RefSeq and is a predicted model, not a curated record.